Xenopus tropicalis (tropical clawed frog) is the source of this 2144-nucleotide messenger RNA. RefSeq names its product CD82 molecule (gene cd82). Lineage: Eukaryota; Metazoa; Chordata; Amphibia; Anura; Pipidae. Gene Ontology annotation, cellular component: membrane. The record is from RefSeq and is marked provisional.
CUCAGAGGAGCAGCAGGGAGUGCGGGGAGUGCUGGUACCGGGACACUGCGGGCUGGGAAGCGGGAUCUGCCUACAAACAGCCUGGGAUCGGGAUCUACAGUCCAACAGCCGGAGUCUGGGACCAGGGAUCUACUUCUCUGCCUGCGUUUUGGGAUCAGGACCCUCCUACAAUCAGCAGCUUGCGAUCCGGACUUACCUGCGUCACACAGCGACCCCCAGAACCUAAGACAAAAUGGCGACCAGCGGCUGCAUGAAAGUCACCAAGUACUUCCUGUUCCUGUUCAACCUCCUGUUCUUUAUUCUGGGCGCUGUGAUCCUAGGAUUUGGAAUAUGGAUACUGGUGGACAAAACCAGCUUUAUAGCGGUCCUGCAGACCUCCUCUUCGUAUCUCAGAACCGGCUCCUACAUACUGAUCGCCGUGGGGGGUUUCACGAUGGUGAUGGGAUUCCUGGGCUGCUUGGGGGCAGUGAAUGAGAUCCGUUGCCUGUUGGGGCUGUAUUUUUCCUUCCUGCUGAUUAUCCUGAUUGCCCAAGUUGCAGCCGGAAUUCUGAUUUACUUACAGAGAGAUACGCUCAAGACUGAGAUGUCCUCCAUAAUCCAUGAACUGAUUGUCACUUAUGACUAUGAGGAUGGAAAGAACACAAGCGCCGAGACCACCUGGGAUUAUAUCCAGACAAAUCUCCGUUGCUGCGGUUGGACUAACUAUCAGAACUGGACUGCCAACACUGUGGUCCAGAACUCCACCAAUCAGUAUCCUUGCUCUUGUAUGAAGAACCAGAGUUCUCCCAACGGCUUCUGCCAAUACAAUGGUACCGUGGAGUCCGCUGUGUAUCAAACGGGCUGCAUGCAGGGAGUGGAGAGCUGGCUACAGGAUAACCUUGGCAUCAUUCUGGGCGUCUGCGUGGGAGUAGCAGUCAUUGAGCUCCUGGGUCUCAUUCUUUCCAUGUGCCUGUGCCGCAGCAUUCAAAGCGAAGACUACACCAAAGUCCCCAAAUACUGAGAAUAAGCUGUACCCCUGUAACCCUCAGCAUCCCCUUGGAAGGGAUUCGCCAGGUGGUCCCCCAAAAAAGCCACCAUGUAUAUAUAGAUGCCCCCUCCACAAGGACUUAAUAGACACAUAUUGGGGUUUUUUUCUGUUUUUUUGUACCCCUGUACUAGGUAUUUUUGAUCCGUUGCACCAAGUGUCUUAAAACCCCGCCCCCCCCAGCUAGGAUAAAGGCAAAGUAGAAAGUAGUAUUUUUGUUUUGGGGCACAAGGGGGAACAAUGUAUAAAUAUAUAUAAAUAUGUGAUAUAGGGGGGAGGACCAGACCCUUACUGAAUAGAUACUUUUAUUUCUGUAAAAAAAAGAACAAAAAAAAAUAUUUAGUUGUGUCUGUAAAUAAAUUGGUUGCCCUUAGUAACGUUAAUUUGCUGCUGGUGUAGGCUGGGCUAUCAGUAUGCAGAGAAUACCCCCCCGGGUGGGCAAACUCUUGUACAGACAGGGGCAGGAUCAAGUGGAAUUCCUGUAUACUCGUCAGAGGUUCGUUUAAAGGCAAAGUAAUGGAGCGAUAUUGAUAAAUGUGAUAUUUUAUAACAUUCACGGAUUUAGGGUUUUGUUUUUUUUAUAGCUUGAUAGAAUUUAAUCAUUGAAGUACAUUUUCUUUGUUCUUAUUGGUUGUAAUAUUUACUUCCUGUUUGUGGACUGAACCCUGCCCAUUGAGGGGGGGAGGGAUUUGUUGGCACGAUGAUGGUGUUUAUUUUUAGAGAAGAGUAGGGGGCAGAAAAGCCUCCGGAAACAUGGAAACUGCUUUCCCCAAAGUCAUAGGGAAGUCCUGCUAAAUAAGACAAUGGACCCUUAUGGGAUAAGACACAUGAGAGACUCCGAACUCCUUUGGAUUCGUCUUGUUUGCCACAUUCCCAUGAUACCUGGAAGAAUCAUACUUUAUGGAGGUGUGAGCAUAAGGGGUUAAGCGUUUGAGAUCUGGGGGUCACUUGGAUUCAAUUGCCAAUGGCAAGCGUCCCGGCACGGCACCAGACAGAAACUGCCAUUUUAUUGUGCCCCCUUAUGUCUAAAUAAUUCCACAGUGGGGGACCCCCAAUUGCAUAAGCAGAACUGAUGUUUUAUGUAACGCGUGUAAUUUCAUAAUUAAAGGGUUCAGCAUUG